This is a messenger RNA of Sordaria macrospora k-hell, 1254 nucleotides long. RefSeq lists its product as uncharacterized. Gene Ontology annotation, molecular function: oxidoreductase activity. Lineage: Eukaryota; Fungi; Ascomycota; Sordariomycetes; Sordariales; Sordariaceae. The record is from RefSeq and is a predicted model, not a curated record.
AUGGCUUCAACCACGACCACUCCCGUUGUUACCCCCUUUUCCCAUCCCGAGGGCUCCAACCUCGACUUUGGAGCUACAGUAACAGGAGUCGACAUUGAGAACUUGACUGAUGCCGAUUUCACCAUCCUCCGCACCGCCCUCUUCACCCACCAAGUCCUCGUCAUCAAGUCCCAAUCUCACGUCACCCCUCGCGCCCAGUACGAGCUCACCCAGCGCUUCGACCCUCUCGCCGCCCCCCUUUACGGCCACGGCAACGACGGCAAUAAGGCCUCGGUCGCCAGCAAAUCCAUCCUCCACCCCGACCUCAAAACCAUCCCCCACCAGCCCCAAGUCCAAGUAAUUGGCAACGGCUUCGUGCCGUCCUACGAGGGCCUCACCAACAUCCAGCUCCGCCACCCUCACCACCGCACCUUCCACUCCACCUCCAUCCCGGACUCGUACGACCUCACCCACACGCGCUUUUAUAGAUGGCACAUCGACGCCGCUUUGUACGGAGGCGUUGCCCGCGCUCCACCUGUGGUGACCACGCUCUUAGCCGUCAAGGUUCCCAAGGGACGCAGACAGACGUGCGUCUAUGACGAUGGAACGGGCGACGAGCUGGAUGUCCCACUUGGCACCACGGCUUUUGUGUCAGGGUACAAGAUGUACGACAUCCUCUCGGAAACCCAAAAGGCGUUUGCGCGCUCGACCAAGGUCGAGUACGCGCCGCAUCCGUACGUGUGGAUGUCCUCCGCCAAGUCACGCAGUACCGGUCUCGGUUUGGUGUCCGAGGGCAAGGAGAUGCCGCUGGAAGAACUGCCGGAGAUCGAGCAAGACAAGAUCCAGAUCUUGCCCAUGUGCUGGCGCAACCCCGUUACGGGCAAGCUGGCGCUGCAGAUUCAUCCUAGCGCGGUCAGGAGGCUGCAUUUGGCGGAUGGAAGCGUGAUGGAGGACUUGAAGCAGGUGAGGGAGAUUGUGUAUGAAUUACAGAGGCCGGGAAUUGCACCCGACUGCGUGUAUGCGCAUGAUUGGGAGGAAGGAGAUCUGGUGAUUUUCCAUAACAGGGGCACGUUGCAUAGUGUUGUGGGAGCGUUUGCGGAGAGUGAGGUGAGGCUGUUUAGGCAGUGUAAUAUUGCUGGGAGCGAGUUUCCUGAGGGACCGGAGGAGCUGGAGCAUGAGGAACAGGAGGAAGGGGUUGUGGAGGUUAUCUCUACGGAGCAGGAAAAGAUUUCUGGCUUGAGGGUGGGAGCGGUGGAGGUUGGUGUUGUUGCCUGA